Messenger RNA from Prorocentrum cordatum, 2736 nucleotides. Lineage: Eukaryota; Dinophyceae; Prorocentrales; Prorocentraceae. The record is from the annotation of a GenBank genome assembly.
UUUUGGACUAAGGAGUACCGCACAACUUUUUGAAGACCCCCUCCCCGCACAUGGAGUACCAUUCGCGCAUGGCGUCGGAAGAUGAUGACGAUGGCUGGAUGGAUCUGCAGCAGGAGCCUCAGCAAAACAGAACUGUGUCAGAGUUUGGCGACUUCCGCGCGGAGCUGUGGGGAACGCAGUCUACGGACGGGGCCGGCCUGCGGUUCAAGGUGCACCAGCUGCAGUCCGAAUUGGGCAGGAAGGUGAAUUGGGCACUGCGGACUGGCGUCGCCGUGGUGCUGGCGUGCCUCUACGCCACCAACCGCGACAUCCAAACCGCCAAGUGGCAGAGCGCGACCGUCUUCAGCUGCGUGCUGGGCAUCGGCGCCGUGAGCGGCCCCAGUCUCGGCUCGACCCUCCAUCACGCCUGGGACAUCUGGGCCGGGUCCGCUCUGGGAGGGCUCGCGAGCGUGGUCGUGAACGAGCUGGCCCGCUACAUACGCCCCCGCUGGGUACAGAUCACCACCGAGAUCGUGCUCUUCCUGUCGCUGACCUUCUGGGUGACGUCGCGCAAGAUGGGGAUCGGCUUCAAGCGCUGUGCGGUCGGGGUCUUCAUCUGCGGAACGAUCAACAUGUCUGUGUCGGGGUACGCGCACACAUUCUACUUCCCGUGGACGGUGGUGGUACCAUGCACUGUGGGCCCUUUGGUGGCAGUGCUUUCGAUGAUCCUGCCCUGCCCCUGCCUGGCGGUGACGGAACUCAGGCACCGCCUCGCGUUCCAGGCCCUCAUCGAGAGGGCCGUGCUGUGCGAGCAGUAUGAGGCCCUGAGCAACAGCACGGUCUCCGCUGUGACCACGGCGGACCAGUUGGGCGAGACCAUCAGGGACGAUUUCGCGCGCAUGAAGGAGCUGCUCUCGCCCGCCCGCUUGGAGCUCAUCUUCUUCCCCGCCGCUCACGCGCGCCUCGAGAGGAUCGUCUCCAUCUGCCAGUUGCGCUUGCAGAACAUUCGGGCCAUGCAGUCGACCCUCCGGAAUGGCCCGACGAGAAUUUCAGAAACCCACCGGAGGUUCCACAACUUGACGGCCAAGCAUUGGAGGUGCGCUCUGAAAUCGCUGGCCGCGCUGAAUGACGAAGUGGUAGCGGCAGAACAACAGAGGCGGCCGAUCAGCCCAGAGCUGGUCGUCGACGCGCGAAAUGCCCAGGCGAACUUGAUGCGCGCCUGCGAGGAAGCUCGCCGGCAGGUGAUGCACAAGGUCGGCUCCCAGUUUCCCGGGCCAGAGCCCGGAGAAGAUUUCGGCACGGAGCAUUGCCGCAGGCUCGCCCAACACUACUUCUUUGACAAGAUGAUCGGUGCAACGUGCCAGCAUUGCGAGGAGGACGUCGCAGCCCACGAGGCUUAUCCUCGCGCGGCUGCGCGCUCCCUUCGGCACUGCCUGGAGCAGUUGGUGGCCAUGCCGGACCUCCCAGAGAUGAAGCAGGCGUUCAAGAAGACGUUCACGAUGGCCAUUCUGCUCGCGUUUCCAUACACGCCGAGGCUGCGAGAGCACAACCCUCAGUACAUCUGGUCUCUACUUGGGGCAGCGUUCGUCUUCUCGGACUACGUCGGCUCCGCGGUUGUCACUGGGAUGCACCGCAUGGUUGGCACGUUGAUGGGGGGCGUCUUUGCAUUGAUAUGCUUCGAUGUCAUCGGGUACUCUGAGGUUGCUUGCACGCUGGUGCUAUUCGUGUGGGUCGUGUUCUGGAGCAUGGGACGCGGUUCCCCCACCUACGGCUACUUGUGCGUGGUGACAGCCUUCAGCGCCGCCAUCAUGUUCAUCGGCUCGCUGGAGAGCCAGAACGACGAUCGGUUCGAGGGCUCGGACAUCAUGCUGUGGAGGAUGAAGCAGAUAUCGACGGGCACGAUGGUGUACGUGAUCGUGGAGGUGCUGCUCUGGCCCAACUCGGCCCGUCGGACGCUGUCGCUGCAGCAGGACCAGAUCGUCGAAGCGAUCCGGGACGGGCUCAGCGAGGCCGUGGAGCCAUACACGAGGCAGCCGAGCAGCGACAGCGCCUGCAGCACCGACAGCGCCGACAGCGACGCCAGCCAGGUGAAGCCUACCAUCGGCAGUGGCCACUCCGCGGCCGUGAAGGAGGGCGUCGCGCUGGUGGCGUCCUCCAACGCGUCCCUCGGCCCCGCGGACAACGAGCCCAUGCUGACGCGGCGCCCCUUCCCGCGGGCGAGCUACGAGCGCGCCCUGAGGACGGAAAGCAGGCUGCUCCGCAUCAUCAGCUCGCUGCACGGGGCCGUCCGCUCGGUCCCGCUGGACCAGCUGUCCUCGGAGUCGCCCGAGGCGCUGGCACUGAUCUCCGACUACAUCGCGGCCGCGGAGGAGACCUUGUCCGCGUCGCUCGUGCGCGUCACCUCCAAGAGGGCGAAGCUCAGGCCCUUCGCCGCCAUCCCCUUCUCCUACGACCCAACGGAGCUGAUCGUCGAGGGGCAGAUGGGCAGCAUGCCGUCGAUGUGGGCGAGCGCGGCGGUCGGGGCGGCCGCCAUGUUGUCCAUCAGGGCGCACGGGAGCGUGCUGCGCGCGGGGAUUGCCCGGUACCUCGAGCGGGUGACCGACAUCCCGGAGCCCACCUCCACAGGUUUCGGCGUGUUCACGAUAUUCUUCUGCCUGCUCCGCUGCUCGUCGCUAAUCGAGGAGCUCGGUGAGCGCCUGCGCCCGAUACACAGCGAGAGCGCCAAGUUCACAAUGUUUUGAGGCAUGGGGAGGGGGG